AUGACAAGGUCGAAUGGCGGAGAGGAUGUAGACGAAGAGGACCUGAUUCCUGACAACUGGUUCAUCAGGCUGGUGCACAUCAUUGCGUGGCUGCUGACGGUGGUCCUAUCAGUCCUAAGUUGCGUCUUUAUUGGCUACCAGCUGUAUGUCUUGUAUAUACCUUACAGUCGUGCGAAGAUGAUGGGUGAUGCAUCCUACCGCUUUCCGGAGUACUUCUACAGGGUGUGGGGCAAUGAUGCCACAGAUCUCACGUCGGAGCACUGGGGCUACCUGAGCGCCUGCGCGGGGGUGACGUUUUUGAGCAUCCGGACGUUCGUAGCUCCUCAAUUUUCGGCCAUGGACGUCGCGGCAGCACCGCAACGGCCCUUGCCCUGCCGUGCGCGCGUGCCAUCGCGACAUGGGCCCGCCUUGAGACCGGUGCCGGGAGACAAAAGUCUCACCGGACAGUGCCGUGGCAGGUCGCGCGGCUGGAGCUCAGUUUUCGCCGCGGCCUUCGCCCUCCGCGCCGUCGGUCGCGUGUCGAGCCGCGUCACGCUGCGGCGGAGCUCGUCGGAUGCGCCGGUGCCGCCGCGGCUAGGUCUGAAGGCCCUGUAUUCGUUGUUGACCUUCUCGUGGGUCUCGGACUUGAUGAGGAGGGGAAAUCGACCUCCAGCCAUCGAGAUCCACGACUUGUUCCCCGCCCCCAGCGACAUGUUGGCCUCCGACCUGGCCCUGGAGCUCUCGACCAGUCUGAUCCAACGGGAGUGGCGCGCACGGAACGAUGCACGGAACGAUGGACAUCAUGAACCCCUAGACCAUCGGAGCUUAGCGAAAUCUCUUCUCUGGCUGCACCGCGGGCGCUUGCUGCGAACCGGCAUCUUGCGAUUUCUAAACACCGUGGUGCAGUUUCUGCCUGCUUUGAUUCUUGGGCCCUUGUUGAAUGCCAUCAAACUUGGCGACAUCUCAGCCGGACAACAAGCUGCCUUACAGCUCUUCGUGGUGCUCUGCAUCAAGACAUUUGUGGAAAAUCAGGUGAUUUUAUCAGUUUUGGAACAACCCUGUCAGUUCUUCUACCAGACCACGAUGAUGGCCACCCGUGUGCGCUCCAUGCUUCAAGCCUGCAUCUACGAGAAGAGUUUGCGCUUGCACGAUGCAAGUGCCAAUGUACCUCCGGUGACGCUCAUGCAGGUGGAUACGGGGAAAGUGGAGGACUUGACGUAUUCGCUUCAUACACUCUGGGAUGGUAUCUUUCAAGUGGCAGGAUAUUCGGUGCUUCUCUGGUGGUACCUGGGUGUGGCUGGCUUCGCAGGGAUUGUGGUUUUGCUGAUCGGGCUGCCCUUUAACGCUCGACUGCAACGAGACCUCAGCGGUUUGAACAAGAAAUGCUUGCAGACCAGCGAUGCGCGUGUCUCCAAGACUUCUGAGAUCCUCGGAGGCAUUCGCGCCUUGCGCCAGAUGGGAUGGGAAGACAUCUUCGACGCUCGCGUGCGAAAGCUUCGGGAUGAGGAGCUGGCGGCGCAGAGGAAGAGGGACACCGUGGUGGCGUACCUCUUGUCCUACUUCAGCGCCCUGCCACCCUUCAUGAUCGCCGUGGUCCUCCCCGUCUACGUGGCCGGCUGUCCGGAGAGCUUCAGUGCUGCGAUGAUUUUUACGGCGCUGUCCUUGCUGAAUCAGAUCCGAUUCCCCUUGCUCUUCUAUCCCAAUGCGCUGAACGCCCUGGCGGAGGGCACGGCGGCGCUGCGGCGCCUGGCGCAGUUCCUGGCGCUGGAUGAGGCGCCGGCCGCGCGGCCGCCGAUGUCGGAGGACAAGGAGCUGCCGCUGCUGCUGGCGCCCGGCAAGUACCACAUCGGCACCAGCAGCAGUGCCCCCUCCCUGCAUUUGUCCGAGCCUUUGAGCGUCGGCGUGGGAGAGCUGGUGGCCGUGCUGGGCCCGGUGGGCUCCGGGAAGUCCUCCUUGCUGAAGGCCUUCCUGGGAGAGCUGCCCCGGACGCCCUUGAUGCAACCGCCGCAGCAUGUGGCCUAUUGUUCUCAACAGCCCUGGGUUCCGGAAGGCCGAAGUCUGCUGGAAGUGGUCUGUGGCGUGUGGAUGGACGGAGAGGUGGCCUUUCCGAAAGCCAUCGACGAGGCGGCCUUCAGCAAGGCCCUGGCCUGCGCUGCCGUGGACUUCGCGGAUGCGGAGGACGAGGUCUCUGGAAGCUCCCUGAGUGGUGGUCAACAGGCACGCCUGGCCUUGGCGCGGGCUAUGUACAAAGCACUGGUAGGAGAAGAUGUCUGCGCCUGCGUCCUCGAUGAUGUCACAGCAGCUUUGGACCCACAGGUGACCAAUGAAGUCAUCCAGAACUGCCUGGAUGGUCCGCUGAAGAACUUGGCGACGAUCUUCGUUUCCAGCGAUCCAGGCUCCUGGUUGGAGAGCUGUGACAAAGUCAUCGAGAUGAAGGCCGUGGGGAAGGAGCUGCGGGUGGACUUUGUUGGCAGCUACGCCCAGCUCUUGGAGCAGGGCCGUUUGACGCGGCUGCCGCGGCGGAAGAAGGGCGGGCCAAGCGGCAACAGCGCAACGGAGGGCGAGGAGGAGAUGGAAGAGGAGGAUGCAACGUCACAGGAGGAACCAGUAAAACGGAAGAAAUUGCAGGUGACGACGGAAGAAGAGAGGGCUCUCGGAGCCGUUCCCUUGGCCUUGUAUAGCCACUACUUCCGCAGCGCCCGCAGUCCCAUCCUGCUGAGCAGCGCGGUGUCCGCGGUGGUCGCCAGCUAUGCGGCCACCAUCGUGCAGCAGUGGUUCAUAGGCCUGUGGACGGCUGACACCACCAUGCAGAGGGGCUUGGCCUACUACAUGUCUGGUGUCGUCUUCUGGGGCGUCGUUGCCUCAGCCCUGACCUUCGGCCGCGCGCUGCUCAUCGCGGCCUUUUCGCGGAGAGCCUCGCGGGCGGUGCAUGACCAGCUCUGCGACAAGGUGCUGGUCCAGGCCUCAACGUCCCACUUUGAUAGGAACCCGUCCAGCCGUUUGCUGCAGAACUUUUCCAAGGACUUGGAGCAGAUCGACACGUCGUUGCCUGGAAGCUUGAGAUCCGCGUCCUCCAGCAUUUGCACGCUGGCGGGGGCCAUGUUCACCAUCAUCUUGGCCACGCCCAGUUUCAGCUUUCUUCUGCCGCCCUUGACGUGGAUCUAUAUGAAGUCGCUCCAGUACUACCGCCCCGUGGCGCGCGAACUGAAACGUCUGGAGCCCCUGGCGCGGUCGCCCGUCUUCGCCGAGCAGCAAGCGGCGGCCAGCGGGGUGACGACCAUCCGACAGCUGGGGCUGGGGAACGUCAUGGCGGCGCGUGCCCUGCGUGCCAUCGACGGCAACACCGCCGUGUCCUUUGCCGCGCGGGCAGUGGACCGAUGGUUUUCCCUGCGGAUGGAACUGCUUGGGAACCUCAUCGUCUUAGCCUCGUCUUUGGUCUGCCUGGCUGCCAGCGGUGCUGGUGCUUGGUCGGAGGCGCGCUCAGCCAUCGCGGUGACGCAGGCACUCUCGGUCUGUGGCCUGUUGAAUUGGACCGUGCGCACCAUUGCGCAGACGGAGACGAGUUUCACCAGCUGGCAACGGGUUGAGGAUGCACUGGACAGCACUGAAGUUGAAGGAGCCAAGGUGACGCCCGAGGACCAGCAGCUUCCAGCUUCAUGGCCUUUGAGUGGAACGAUCAAUUUUCAGGACAUCUCUUUCCGAUAUCGGGAGAACAUGCCCUUGGUCCUGCGCAAGCUCUGUUUGAAUCUCACCCCGGGGCAGCGUGUGGGCGUGGUUGGCAGAACUGGAAGUGGCAAGUCCACCUUGUUGAGGAUUCUCCUCCGAACGGUGGAGCCCACGGAGGGCUCCGUGACCAUCGAUGGGGUCGACAUCCAAACAGUGGGUCUGGCGCGGCUGCGCUCCUCCGUGACAGCGAUCCCUCAGGACAAUUUCUUGAUCAGCGGCUCUGUGCGGGAGAACGUGGACCCCCGAGGCAGCUACAGCGAUGAGGAGGUGAAACACGCCCUGGAAGCAGCGUCGCUGGGCAAUUGGGAGAUCCAUCGGCACAUCAAUGCGGCCAGAGAUAUCUCACCGGGUGAAAAGCAGUUGAUCGGCGUGGCACGUGCCGUCUUGCGGAAAUCCCGCAUCGUGGCGCUCGACGAGGUCACGAGUCGAGUUGACAAAGCCACCGACGAAAAGGUUCAGGCAGCAUUGAAACGUUUGCCCGAAGGGACCACAUUGUUGGUGGUGUCGCAUCGCUUAGCGACGCUUCAUGACUAUGACCUCGUGGUGGUUUUGGGGGACGGCGAAGUCAUUGAGGUGGGGAGGCCUUCAGCGCUGGAAGAGGAUCCCAGAUCCAACUUCGCCAGCAUGCUGGCUGCGGAGCGGGGAGGAGAACAUUUCUGA
Messenger RNA from Cladocopium goreaui, 4365 nucleotides. NCBI's taxonomy places the organism in Eukaryota, Dinophyceae, Suessiales, Symbiodiniaceae. The record is from the annotation of a GenBank genome assembly.